CAUAUAUACGUGGAUCAGGGCUACUUUAAUAGUUUGUAUUAUUGUAUAUAAUUGCACUAGUUCUAGUUACAAUUACAAUCAAAAGAAGAAUUUCAUUUCUUUUGACAGGAAAAAAAGAAAAAAAAAAUGGGUGGGUUUGAGAAUUACAAGCCUGCAAUUGCUAUGGUAGGAUUGCAAUUUUCUUAUGCUGCUGUUUCACUCUCAACUAGAGUAGCUCUUUUACAAGGAAUGAGUCCAAGGGUCCUUGUGGUCUACCGGCAAGCCAUAGCCACUUUGGUUAUUGCCCCUAUUGCUUAUUUCUCAAGGAGAAAAUCCGGUGGGUGUUCAAUGGGAUUAAGGAGUUUUUACUUGAUAUUUUUGGCCUCUUUAAUUGGUGUUGCAAUCAACCAGAAUAUUUAUUUUGAAGGACUAUAUUUGGCCUCUGCAUCAAUGGCAAGCGCAAUGGGAAAUCUUGUCCCAGCAGUGACAUUUUUAAUUGCAUACUUUCUUGGAUUAGAGAAGGUGAAGAUUAGAAGCUUGAGAAGUAUUGCCAAGAUACUUGGAACUAUGUUAUGUGUCAGUGGUGCCAUGUCCAUGGCACUUCUCAAAGGCCCAAAACUACUAAACGCAGAGCUACUACCUAAGAAUUCUGUUUUCGGGUCCGGCGAAGAAAAAUGGUUGUUGGGUUGUGUAUUACUCUUUGUUAGCUGUUGUUUCUGGUCAAUUUGGCUGAUUUUGCAGGUUCCAGCUUCAGCAAGUUAUCCUGACCACUUAUCUAUGUCAGCUUGGAUGUGUUUCAUGGCGACAAUUCAAUCAGCAGCAAUCACACUGUUCUUCGAGAGAGACCUUGAAACCUGGAAAUUACAUUCUGCUUUGGAACUUGGUUGCUGUUUCUUUGCAGGAAUAGUAGGGUCCGGGAUUUCAUUCUUUGUUCAAGCAUGGUGCAUAUCACAAAGGGGCCCUCUCUUCUCUGCAAUGUUCAAUCCUUUAUGCGCAGUUAUUGUGACCAUAUUGGCUGCUAUAUUUCUUCACGAGAAAAUUUAUACUGGGGGGUUGGUAGGUGGUAUUGGUGUGAUUAUUGGUUUAUACAUUCUGUUGUGGGGUAAGGCUGAAGAGAUUAAAGAGACAAAGGAGGAAACUGAUCCGAAGCUGCAAAAGAGUGAGUGGAAACAAGUUGAGGAAUCUUUGGAAAAAGACAGUUGUAAAAGUGAUUUGGAGGAACCUCUUUUAUCUGACCAGUCAUCAUUAGUUAAUUGACAUGAGAGGGAGAAAUGUCAUCAAGUAGUGUAAUUUUGUUUUCUUUUUCUUUUUUUUUGUUUUUUGUUUUUUUUUUUGUGAUGAACG
Morus notabilis is the source of this 1323-nucleotide messenger RNA. Its product is annotated as WAT1-related protein At4g30420. The coding region runs from base 127 to 1236 and encodes 369 amino acids. NCBI's taxonomy places the organism in Eukaryota, Viridiplantae, Streptophyta, Magnoliopsida, Rosales, Moraceae. The transcript is spliced from 7 exons. The record is from RefSeq and is a predicted model, not a curated record. Gene Ontology annotation, cellular component: plasma membrane. Gene Ontology annotation, molecular function: transmembrane transporter activity.